Molecule: messenger RNA, 4507 nt
Organism: Aegilops tauschii subsp. strangulata
Lineage: Eukaryota; Viridiplantae; Streptophyta; Magnoliopsida; Poales; Poaceae
Source: RefSeq, a predicted model, not a curated record
AUAAAUCGCAAAAAUGGUCCAUUUCUUAUUUGAAUCUCGGGAACAGGGGAGCCAAUCCCCAACCCCUGUGCCAUGCAGCAGCGCGCUCCCGCCGAGCGCUCGACAGCGGCGUCCCUGCACGCGCACGUCCUCCACCUCCACCAAUGCGGCGGCGCCGGCAACCUCCUCCGCCGCGCCCACGCGGCCGCCCUGACAUCCGGCGCGCUCGCCGCGUCCCUGCCCCUCGCGGGCGCGCUCAUCCUCUCCUACGCCGCGGUCGCCGACCUGCCCUCCUCGCGCCGCCUCCUCCUCCACCACCCGCUCCGCCUCCGCUCCGCCUUCCUCUGGAACUCGCUCUCCCGCGCGCUCUCCUCGGCCUCCCUCCCCGCCGAGGCCCUGCGCGUCUACAACCUCAUGCUCCGCUCCGCCGUCAGCCCGGACGACCGCACCUUCCCCUUCGCCCUCCACGCCGCCGCGGCCGCCGCCGGCGACGGCGCGCACGCGGCCAAGGGCCUCGAGCUCCACGCCGCUGCGCUCCGGAGCGGCCACCUCGCCGACGUCUUCGCGGGCAACACGCUCGUCUCUUUCUACGCCGCCUGUGGCUCCGCCCGUGACGCGCGCAGGGCGUUCGAUGAAAUGCCCGCCCUGGACGUCGUCUCCUGGAACUCCCUGGUGUCCGCGUUCUUGGCCAACAGGAUGUUCGAUGAUGCGAGGCGGGCGUUGGUCGGUAUGAUGGGGAGCGGGGUCCCUGUGAGUGUGGCGAGCUUGGUCUCGGUCGUGCCUGCUUGUGGUGUCGAGCAGGAGCAGGGGUUUGGGUUGGCUCUCCAUGGACUCGCGCUGAAAGCCGGGCUGGACUCCGUGGUUAAUCUUGGAAAUGCAUUGGUUGAUAUGUACGGGAAAUUUUGUCAAGUGGAGGCAUCGAUGCAGGUGUUUGAAGUAAUGCCAGAGAGAAAUGAGGUUUCUUGGAAUUCUGCCAUAGGUUGUUUUCUUAACUCAGGGCUUUAUGGAGAUGUGCUGGCCAUGUUUAGGGAAAUGUCAGAGCGUGGAGUCAUGCCAGGGUCUAUCACAUUAUCAAGUUUGCUGCCUGCUUUGGUUGAGCUUGGUUAUUUUGAUCUGGGGAGGGAGGUACAUGGGUAUAGUAUAAAGAGAGCAAUUGACUCAGAUAUUUUUGUUGCCAAUUCACUUGUGGAUAUGUAUGCCAAACUUGGUUCUCUGGAGAAAGCCUGCACUGUCUUUGAAAAGAUUGAGGUACCCAAUGUGGUGUCAUGGAAUGCAAUGAUCGCUAAUCUUGUGCAGAAUGGAGCUGAGACUGAGGCAUUCCGUCUUGUUAUCAAGAUGCAAAAGGAUGGGGAACAGCCAAAUUCGAUAACCCUGGUGAAUGUACUUCCAGCUUGUUCAAGGAUGUCCUCUCUAAAGACAGGGAAACAGAUCCAUGCAUGGUCGAUCCGUACAGGAUUAAUUUUUGACUUAUUCAUAUCGAAUGCUUUGAUUGAUAUGUACGCGAAGUGUGGGCAGCUGAGUUUGGCGCAAAAUAUUUUUGACCUGUCAGAGAAGGAUGAUGUGUCAUACAACGCGUUGCUUCUGGGUUAUUCUCAGAGUCCAUGGAGUUUUGAAUCUCUUAAUCUAUUUAAGGAGAUAAGGUCUGCGGGAAUCGAGUAUGAUGCUAUUUCUUUCAUGGGUGCUCUGACUGCAUGUACCAAUUUAUGUGCAUUUAAACAAGGGAAAGAAAUUCAUGGUGUUUUAGUACGGAGAUUACAAAGUAAUCAUCCCUUUCUGGCUAAUUCACUGCUAGGUUUGUAUACUAAAGGUGGAAUGCUUGACACUGCAACAAAGAUCUUCAAUAGGAUUACAGAGAAGGAUGUUGCUUCAUGGAAUACCAUGAUCAUGGGAUACGGAAUGCACGGCCAAAUUGAUGUUGCUUUCCAUUUGUUUGAUCUGAUGAAGGAUGAUGGUGUUGAUUAUGAUCAUGUGUCUUACAUCGCAGUGUUGUCGGCAUGCAGCCACGGCGGGCUUGUUGAGAAAGGAAAAGAGUACUUCAGUCAAAUGCGUGCCCAAAAUUUAGAGCCACAACAAAUGCAUUAUGCUUGCAUGGUUGAUCUUCUUGGGCGUACUGGACAACUGACUGAAUCUGUUGAACUAAUCCAAGACAUGCCUUUUCAUGCCAAUUCCGAUGUGUGGGGAGCACUGCUUGGGGCUUGCCGAAUACAUGGAAACAUUGAAGUAGCACAAUAUGCAGCAGAACAUUUGUUUGAGUUGAAGCCAGAGCAUUCGGGUUACUACACACUGCUGAUAAACAUGUACGCUGAGGCUGGUAGGUGGAAUGAAGCAAACAAGAUCAGAAAAUUAAUGAAAUCCAGGAAGGUACAGAAAAAUCCAGCCUAUAGCUGGGUACAGAGUGGCAACAAGCUACAAGCUUUUCUUGUGGGGAAUGGUUAGCUCUGCCGUGAUAAGUUUAAAUUGACUGGCAAUAUAACAGAUGGUGAACUUAUAUGGUGGUACGGAGUCUUCCACUAGGAAUGAAUUGUAUAUAGCACCAUAAUAUUGCAUGUUCACCAAAUCUGAUAAGUAUUGUCACUGUAAUAGUGAAGGAAUGCGAUGAGGAGUGCAAUGACUUUUAGAAGACCGUAGUCGUCGAUGGCUGCACUGUAUGACCUGACAAGAAUCACAUAAAGAUGAGCAAUAUUACUUGGCACUACUGCUGUCUACAUAUCUUUGCUAAUGGAGUUUAGCCUAGUAAUGGAAGAGAAGUUUACUCCGGUUGUAGCUUGGGUCCGAACGUGUCGAAGAUGUUGCCGAUCACACAGCUUCCACCCAGUGAUAGCCAUGAGGAAGGCGAGACAUGAUCAUGGAGCAAACCAAAGAGUGACAGCCUGACAGAUCCUGCAAGGUGCAGUAACAGAUGAUACGGACAUGGCAGCUCAGGCGCUUGAUAGGGAGACAUCUCAAGAUAUUGCCAAGGAGUUUGAAGCAAUCUCUAAUUGAAAGAGUGGGAAUGGAUGAGUGGAGUUCCAUUUGAUAGGGAUCUAUAUAGGAUAAAUACUCCAGACUCGAGUAAUUCCUCUCAUUUCAGGAUCAGCUUAUCUGAACAGUUGUUGGUUGCUUUCUUGACGAAUGUUGAUCUUCGGGUAGUGGCAUAUUCUCUGAUGACUACUCAUGUCUGGUGAUCAUCGAAAGCGAACAUAUGUCAGUUGAACUUUCCUCUGGAAACAUCUCCUGUAACAAGCCAUUCCUAGUAUUAGGCAAUUCUCUUUUGGCGCUGAACAUUUAACACAGUGACUGUUAUGUAGUUCUUCUGGAACCUCCCUUGGCACUGAACAUUUCAGACAGUGACUGUUUUGUAGUUUUUCUGGGAAAUCUCCUUUGGCAAAACCUACCGAUAUUUUGGGAAAAUCUCCUUUUGGCAGAACCGACCUAUAGUUUAGCUAAUCUCCUUUGACAAAAGUACCUAUAGUUCUUCUGAUAUCCUUCGUUACAUAUGCUGUUACUUCUAAUAGUCCAGGGAGCCGCUUAUCUGGGAGCUCAACGCAUUUUCCUCGAGUCGGAUUGCCAGACAAUGGUUUCGGUGCUGAAGGGCCGCGACUAUGCUGCUGCUGAGCUUGGCGUUCUCUUCAGGGAAGCAAGGAGCUUAUGCCAUGCAUCUUUCGAAUCCUAUGAUUUCAAGUACUGUAAACAUGAUUGUAAUAUGGUAGCUCAUGCCUUGGCACAGUUUGGCCUGUCGGCUGAUGCGCCCUUCUCUGUCUGGGCUGUGGAUGCCCCUGAUUUUUUUCGGUCCUGGUGAACACUGAUAUGGUGCACCAGGUUUAAUGGAAUAGAUGCUAUUCCUCUAAAAAAAAAUUCCGCUCCCUGGACAAUUCCCCUUUGGCAUUGGCUUUAGCCAUAGAUUGAUAUCUUGGCACAUCUCCUUCGAUUUUAGGUUUAGCUUCAAUCUUGUGUGGGCAAAUCUCCUUUGGCGGUUAGUGGUACUGCAUCAGGGAUUUCUUUUGCAUUGGCACUCAAGCGUGUGGCCAUACACAUUGGUCCAAACGUUAACUUGCUGUCCAAAGACUGUUCUUUAGUUUAUCACAUUAUCACAUAGCACAGCUUAUUACAAAAAUGUGGGAAUGGAUUUAAUCUAAUUGUUAUUAACAAUAUUGGUCGUUUUGUAUCACAUGAAAAUGACAAAGUGUGAUGUUGCAGGGUUUGUAAGGAGUUAUUUGUUUGUGACUGACUCAGACUGUGAGUCAUACACUGGAAUGAGUGACAGUGAGGACCAAGAAGAAUCUGAAGCUUGGACGGUAGCAUCGGUAAGAUUGAUUAUUUUCUUACAUCUGAAAGAGGGGGUUUCCUGAUAAGGGCAUAGUCUGCCCUGUGUCUGAUCCCUCAGGUCAGUUGGGCCGCAUUGUGUGAGGUAUGUUUCUUAGGGACGAUGGUGGCUCUGUAAUCUUCAGUUCUUGUCGCCAUCUUUACAAUUGGUCAGAUGUACUUGAAGCUGAACUCAUGUCAAUGAAAGAAGGCUCUCCAGUUGUGCAAUCAGCCUAUUGAUAUUGAA